AUGCGCGGCCGGCUGUCGGAGGAUGGAGGAAUCGUUCGAGGAGCUCUGCUUGAACUUCCCGAAGGCGGAGAACUACUUGCGGAAACUGUACAAGGAUCGUCGCCGCUGGGCGGCGGCUUUCUCUGUGCUGACGUUCAGUGUUUCGUCUUUCACGUUCAGCCGAGUGGAAGGAUCAUGAAGAAAGUUUGUGGCGCGAUGACUUCUUUGCAAGGCGUCUUCGAGUUCUUCGAAGGAGCAAUCGAGAAGCAGGAAGACCGGGCAGCCCUUCGCGCCGCUCGGCUUGCCCUUCCUACUGUGGCGAUGCCGGGCGUUGACGACGUGUGGUUCGGGCAGAGGUUCAUGGCGCCGAUCCGUUUCGGACUUGUGAUGUGGCCGUUGCGGUUCAUGACCAUAGAGAUGGAGGCCGCCGCCAUUUUUUGUGGUGGUGCUAAUGCAGUGCUUGAGGGGGACGAGCGUUUGGAAGCACUAGGGAAACUAGAGUUCCUGGGCGAGUUGAUUGUGGGCGUCGAGACGGUCGCCGUAGUCAUGGAAAGCCGUGACUGCCGGGUCAUGCGGUACAUAGUUUGCAGCAUGGCGGAUGGCAGUCACAUCUGUUCGUGCACGACAAGCCCCGGAGAUUUUAGUGCCACUCGCAACAUCCAUAUACCCCCAGUGCACAUGCAUCGCAUCAACUACGAUAGACUUCCUUAUCCAUCGCCUACAGUUGGUUCUUUGGUACGCUCGACAUAGCAGUCUAGGCCGCAGGAACACAGCUGCAUUGUGCGGUGUGCAGCUGUUCCAACAAAAAAAGAAUAAUUAUCUACCGAU
Ectocarpus siliculosus is the source of this 807-nucleotide messenger RNA. Lineage: Eukaryota; Phaeophyceae; Ectocarpales; Ectocarpaceae. The record is from the annotation of a GenBank genome assembly.